Megalops cyprinoides (Indo-Pacific tarpon) is the source of this 1616-nucleotide messenger RNA. RefSeq names its product exonuclease 5 (gene exo5). The coding region runs from base 207 to 1469 and encodes 420 amino acids. The transcript has 6 exons. Gene Ontology annotation, cellular component: nucleus. Gene Ontology annotation, molecular function: single-stranded DNA 5'-3' DNA exonuclease activity. NCBI's taxonomy places the organism in Eukaryota, Metazoa, Chordata, Actinopteri, Elopiformes, Megalopidae. Gene Ontology annotation, biological process: interstrand cross-link repair. The record is from RefSeq and is a predicted model, not a curated record.
AUGUCGCUGCGUUGGUGUUGGUCGUCUGAGCGUCGCUGUAUCCGUGUUUAACAGAAGAACGCUGCAUUUCGUGACAGCAGCACCGCAGGAUUAGGUCUAACGCGACAGAAUAAAUAUGCUUACUAGGCCUACUAAACGCAGGAAUCAAAGAGAUCUGCCGAGCUCGCUCAGCCCUUGUGAUUACUGAAAAUUUCAAGUUUGUCAACAUGAAUCCAGCAACAGCUGAACCCCCUGGCGACUGGGGCGACAUAAGUGACGCAGAAUUACUGAACGUAGAGUCAGAGCACCUCGACACAGCGCUUCCCCAUCCGGAUUCGCACUCGGAAUUGUCAGAGAAAAUCCAUGAUCCCGGGAAACAAGCGGAGCAGAGGCCGGCUCGGGUAAUUGCUGUGGGAUCCAGUGGUGUCGGUCGCACCCCUCAGAAGAGGAAGAGACCAGGGCCUGGGCGAAGUCCGAUGGAGCGUUUCUCACGCAGACACCUGAGCGUGACGCAGGUGUGCGGGCAGACCUGGUGCGAACUGCAGGUGGCCUAUGGCCUCGAGCUGCCUCACCUGAUGAGGAGAGAAGGGGAGAGGGCGGAGGUGAAGGCAGGGGCCAGCAUUCACAUGGCCAGAGAGCUGGAGGUCCACGACGUGGUGCCAGUGUGCACCCAGAGCAGGGAGGAUCGCCAGGCUAUCACCUUCCUCAAUUUCCUCAGUGCAAUGCCCACUCUGCAGGCAGGGGACCGGGUUCAAGAGUUGCCUGUAUUUGGGGUGCUGGAGGAUGUGUUCUUGGUUGGUGUGAUUGAUGAGCUGUGCUACACUGAUAAGGGUGAGCUGGCCCUGAAUGAGCUGAAGACACGCAAACAAAAUUGCCUGCCUACCCCUGCUCAGGUCAAGGGUCACAACUUACAGGUAGGACUGUACAAGCUCCUGUUUGAUUCGCUGGUCCGGGGAGAGCUUACAAGAGAGCAAGUGAUCACCCACCUACAAUUACGCCCACAGCGUGCUCUAGGGGCAGGAGUACUGGAGCAUGCUGCGAAAUUGGAUCUUCAGGUGUCUACAUUUGGAGAUCUGUUGGACGUGCUCAUACUGAAUCUGAAUUACUGUGAGCUGCCACCUAUUGAUCUAUUGAGAUUAGAGUACUGCCACCAGGGUUCCGGCUCACUCAUUGAGUACCAGGAUGUCCCAUUCUCUGAGCCCCUGCUGAGGGCGGAGCUCCGGUAUUACCUAUCCUAUUGGACUGGUCAUAGGGAGCCCAGGGGUGUGGACAUUGAGGAGGCUUGGAAAUGCACCUACUGCUCAUUCAAGGGCCACUGUGAGUGGAAAUGGGAGGGGUUACAACGCACUGUGACCACACCUAAUGACAAGACACUCACUGACCACACUGGCCAACAAAACUCACUGAUUGAUGACCACAACCAUCAACAAAAUCCAAUGAGUACAGUGACCACACCCACUGAUGAGACACUCACACAAGCACCUGUGUGACUCAUGUUAUAUUGUUGUAAUAUUUCUCACAUGUUCCUUAUGAUGCAGCUGUGAAGGGUCCAUGGCAGUGGCCUUAGCAGGUUUUAUAAGCUUCAGUGUUUUUAUUUUUUUAUAUAUGACCAGGGGCGCACUGUCAGGAGAGGCAAA